AUGUCGUACUUCCUACCACAUUUGCCUACGGGCUGGCACGUAGACCAGGCGAUCCUGUCCGAGGAAGACCGCGUGGUCAUUAUCCGCUUCGGUCACGACACCGACCCGGUGUGCAUGGAAAUGGACGAAACGCUCUACAAGAUUUCGACGGCGGUGCAAAAGUUUGCCGUGGUGUACCUUGUGGACAUCACCCAAGUGCCUGACUUCAACAAGAUGUACGAGCUCUACGAUCCUUGUUCCACCAUGUUCUUUUACCGCAACAAACACAUCAUGAUUGAUCUGGGGACGGGCAACAACAACAAGAUUAACUGGGCCAUCACGGACCGUCAAGAACUCAUCGACAUCGUCGAAGUGGUGUACAGAGGCGCGAGCAAGGGCCGAGGUCUCGUCAUCAGCCCCAAAGACUACUCGACAAGACAGCAAUACUAG
Sporisorium graminicola is the source of this 429-nucleotide messenger RNA. RefSeq lists its product as uncharacterized. The record is from RefSeq and is a predicted model, not a curated record. The coding region runs from base 1 to 429 and encodes 142 amino acids. Gene Ontology annotation, cellular component: spliceosomal complex; U4/U6 x U5 tri-snRNP complex; U5 snRNP. NCBI's taxonomy places the organism in Eukaryota, Fungi, Basidiomycota, Ustilaginomycetes, Ustilaginales, Ustilaginaceae. The transcript is spliced from 3 exons. Gene Ontology annotation, biological process: mRNA splicing, via spliceosome.